Molecule: messenger RNA, 1065 nt
Organism: Babjeviella inositovora NRRL Y-12698
Lineage: Eukaryota; Fungi; Ascomycota; Pichiomycetes; Serinales
Product: glycosyltransferase family 15 protein
Exons: 2
Coding region: 1-1065 (354 amino acids)
Biological process (GO): protein O-linked glycosylation; protein N-linked glycosylation; cell wall mannoprotein biosynthetic process
Cellular component (GO): Golgi apparatus; membrane
Molecular function (GO): alpha-1,2-mannosyltransferase activity
Source: RefSeq, a predicted model, not a curated record
AUGGAACGUGUGAAUGAUAUUGAUUUAGGAAAGUUCAAGGUCUGGAACGCCAUAACAGGCACCAAGCAAGAAACUAAGAUUAGCGCCACCUUCUUCUCCCUUGUGCGCAACUCCGAGCUUCAGGGCAUGCUCGACUCUAUCAAAUACCUCAACGAGCGGUUCGACAAUGCCAAAUACGGCUACUCGUGGGUUUUUGCCAACGAGGAGCCCUUCCUGGAGACAUUCAUCGCCGCUGUCCGUUCGGCCUUCACCUCGGGGACUCCCCACUUUGUCCAGAUUCCAACCGAAUACUGGUCCUACCCCGACUUUAUCGACCAGGACAAGGCCGCGAAGGAGCGCGCAAAGCUCGACAGGGAAAGGGUCAUGUAUGCCAAAUCCGAGUCUUACAGACACAUGUGCCGCUUCAACUCUGGGUUCUUUUUCGAGUUGGACGUGAUGCAGCAGUUCCGCUACUACUGGCGGGUUGAGCCAAACAUCAAGUUCCAGUGCGACUUGCCGACUGACUUGUUCCAGGAGAUGGCUGAUGGCGGAUAUGUCUACGGCUGGACCAUGUCCAUGCCUGAGGGGCGUAAGACGGUCGUCGGCUUGUGGGAGGCGUCGAAGAAGUUCUUCGAGGAAAACCCGUCGUAUGUUCACCCGAACAACUCCAUGCAAUGGGUUUCUAGUUCCGACGGCUCUGAGUACAACAUGUGUCAUUACUGGUCGAACUUUGAGUUGGGCGACAUGGAGUUCUUCCGUUCUGAUGCCUAUAGAGAGUACUUCAAGGCGUUAGACCGCACCGGUGGUUACUUCUACAGCCGCUGGGGUGACGCGCCCGUGCAUUCCAUUGCAGUUUCCUUUCUUGCUGACAAGCUGAAGAUCAGGCACUUUGACAACACCGGCUACUAUCACAAACCCAACCAGGGGUGUCCGAUGGACGACCAGUUACGGAAGGACUUACACUGUGACUGCGAGCCCACCAAAGAGUGGACAUGGCAUAAAUUCAGCUGCACCCAGCAGUUCUACAAGCUCUCGGGGCUCGAGAUUCCCAAGUUGGAGCCCGCCGAAGAAUAUUAUGUAGACUAG